This is a messenger RNA of Hypoxylon fragiforme, 1905 nucleotides long. RefSeq lists its product as uncharacterized. NCBI's taxonomy places the organism in Eukaryota, Fungi, Ascomycota, Sordariomycetes, Xylariales, Hypoxylaceae. The transcript has 2 exons. The record is from RefSeq and is a predicted model, not a curated record. The coding region runs from base 1 to 1905 and encodes 634 amino acids.
AUGGGCAAUUGUAUCUCGAAGUCAGACGGCCAUCGCGGUCGUAACUCAGGCUUCCACCCGUUCCCAGUUGAUAAUGACACAAAUGCCAUCCCUCUUACGCCUCUUCGGAGUGUGUACAAGGCUGAAAGGCCAUUAAUUCAAGCUCCGUUCGACGAUGAGAUGUCGCCUAAUCGAGUCGUCGGUCUGUCUAUCGGCGGCGGCAGCAACAGCGUCGCCACAGUACCACCUCCAGUCUACCUCCCAUCUGGUAGACUUCGUGACAUCCCAACCGAAGACAACAGUCCCUAUGCGAAUGGCCAGGCCAGCACAAGCGCCUCGGGAAGUGGCGGCUUUCUAACAUCUUCCAACGUCGGUCGUCGAGCUCAUAAAGGUCGUUCGAAGCUGUCCAGCUUUGCCAAGAUUUUCGAUGCCGACGACUAUGACACCCCAUACUACGAGGCCCAGGAAGAAAUCGCCCUCCUGCAGUCCAUAGCCACCACAGGAAUGUCACCUCCCAAGAAGCCGUUGUUCAGCUUCCCGCGUUCCUUUACAGCGACGAAUCUCGGCAGUUCACGUUCGAGCAACCAUUUAUUUCCCCGUUCAGUUACUACGGGCGACAUCAACAAGCCGCUUCCAGAUAUCCCAGAUCCCGACCCGCUCCACGCGUACAUGGUACGGAAUAGGAUCCACGUAGACUGGGCGUGGGAUAUAUGGGAAAAAAACGACAAGAAGCUCGCAGAUCAACAGCGAGAUAGAAUAAGCAUGAAAAACAAAGGCAAGGCCAAAGAGAGGUCGGUGCCCUUGCCUCUACCGCCGCCGCCGCCACCGCCACGGAGCCAGAAACUGAGCAAGUGCAAGUCCAUGCCAGAGCUAGCCGUCGUCCCUUUUGAGGAUGACCUGGUAAAUGUUCCGUUCAUUAAUGAGAAGGACUUCUCGAUCUGUAAGACGCCCUCGCCGAAGGCUGGACCAUCCAAGGAGUACAUCGAGUCCAUUCGGGCCAUCAGUUCUCAAGGAUCCCCCCAGGGCCUACAAUUUCGAGGCCCAUUCACACCUCGGAGCCCAUACGGAUACGGCGGCCCGUACGGUCAUGGCGGCCCAGCUGGCCCAUCUAGCCCGCGCCAUCCACGCCAGCCCAUUCCAAUCCGCGGCGGCCCUCAUGCCUUGCCGAACCCCUUCGGUCACGAUGGCACUAUUGACACGAACCGUCGUCAGCGAGAUCCGCAAGGUCCGCAAGGAUCCCGUUCCAUGUCUGGAAUGCACCGCCCCGCCAAUCCCAGCAGACGCGGCGGAUCCCACCAACGCCGCGGUUCACGUGGAAUUGACCGCCCCGGCCCUCGAAGCCACAGACGCCGCUUCUCCCGCAGCGGCGCGUUCGGCGGCCACCACCGCCGCAGCAGCAGCAGCUCCUCCACCGCCGAGUCCGGCGCCCGCCGCGGCAGAUCCUCCCACAAGCCCACCCGCCUCUCCGUCGUGCUAGAGUCGCGCCUCUCUCGCCUCGACAUCGAGGGCAUGCUCUCCGGCAAGGGCAAAGCCACCGAGGAGGAGGAGGAGGAAGAAGAAGAAGUUAACCCGAGACACGCGAUGGCGCGCUCCAUCAUCCAAACCAAGGUCCGCGAGCUCGUCGGCAGCGAGAAGGAGGCCGCGGCCAUCACGGCCGUGAUCCUGUCGAUGGACGACGCGGUCAUCGACGCGUGCGUGCGUGAUCGUGGGGGGUGCGAGUAUAUCUGCGACAAGAUCCGCGAGGGCAAGCGGGGAGUUUUGGAAGAGGGGGAUGUUAUGAUUGAGGAAGAGGAGGAGGAGGAGGAGGAGAGUGAGGAGAGCAAGGUUGUUGCGCUUAUGGAGAAGUUUGUUAUUGGGGAUGAGGAAGAUGAGCAGGAGGAGGAUGAUGGAAUGUACGAGGGUGAGGGAAAGGGAAUUGCUCUGUAA